Messenger RNA from Eruca vesicaria subsp. sativa (arugula), 1076 nucleotides. The record is from the annotation of a GenBank genome assembly. NCBI's taxonomy places the organism in Eukaryota, Viridiplantae, Streptophyta, Magnoliopsida, Brassicales, Brassicaceae.
GAAACAUCUCUCUCUCUCUCUCUCUCUCUCUUUUUGCUGCUUCCUCGGUUUCAUCGUCAGUUUCAUUUCAUCUAAUCUCAACAAUGGCGUCAUUGUCCCUACCUUACGCCAAGAUCUCUGCCUCAAACCGCCGGUUCGGAUCUGUUCUUGGUAUCCGACGACAGCCGCAACUCAAUGGCGUCUCAUUCCCUUCCGAGAAUCAAUCUACAAUCUGGAGGUUGUGUGCGACAACCAAUGAGGUUGUGUCUAACUCAACACCAAUGAGUAACGGUAACGGGAAAGUGAAGAGCAAUGUUCCUGAACCAGCCCAACUCUCUGACUUUAUGGCUAAAGUCUCUGGUCUCCUUAAGCUUGUGGAUUCAAGAGACAUAGUUGAACUUGAACUGAAGCAGCUAGACUGUGAGAUUGUGAUUCGUAAGAAGGAAGCUUUACAGCAACAACCUGCACCACCUUCUCCUGUUUAUCACUCUAUGCCUCCUCCUCCUCCAAUGGCUCCAUCUCAACAAGUUGCUCCUCCUGCUUCUCCUACUCCCUCCUCGGCCCCGGAAACUGCUAAACCAGCAACCCCACCUCCCUCUUCUCAUCCUCCACUCAAGAGUCCUAUGGCUGGUACUUUCUACAGGUCUCCUGGACCUGGUGAACCUCCUUUUGUCAAGGUUGGUGAUAAGGUGCAGAAGGGUCAAGUUGUUUGCAUUAUUGAAGCUAUGAAACUCAUGAAUGAGAUUGAGGCUGAGAAAUCAGGAACAAUCACUGAACUACUGGCUGAAGAUGGAAAACCGGUUAGCGUUGACACGCCUCUGUUUACCAUCGUACCCUGAAGCGUCGUUUUAAGCUUGGUUCAGAACAUCUUCAGAGUCUUGGUUUAGUUAAUACCAACGUGCUGGAAGUCCUUAACUAAUUGUUUCAGUCAAGUUGGUUUCGUUUCGUUUUUUUUUUUUUGCCUAAACUGUCAGCUUUUGCGUGAAUCACGUAACGUAUUAAUAUUGCAUGUUUUUAGAAUAAUUUCGAUAAAAUAAUUCAGUUUCGAGUAUGUUUUGAUAUGAAAUGCGCUGUUCGGAUGAUAUAACUUAAAAGAA